Molecule: messenger RNA, 1306 nt
Organism: Nerophis lumbriciformis (worm pipefish)
Lineage: Eukaryota; Metazoa; Chordata; Actinopteri; Syngnathiformes; Syngnathidae
Gene: xxylt1
Product: xyloside xylosyltransferase 1
Biological process (GO): protein O-linked glycosylation via N-acetylgalactosamine
Cellular component (GO): endoplasmic reticulum membrane
Molecular function (GO): xylosyl alpha-1,3-xylosyltransferase activity
Source: RefSeq, a predicted model, not a curated record
GGUAGAAAAGGCGGAGAAGAGGAGUGAGCAGUUUUCCCUGCAGCUUGGUGACGUGAGCAUGCAGACAUGAGCGCCCUCAGACGAGCGUGCAGAGUGCUGGCCAGGGUCGGUACGGGCAGGUCCUACCAGUUUGUGCUGCUCCUGGCCGGCUCCAUGGCCGUGGUGGCCUUUUACUACUUCGGCUCCGAGAAGCACAACUUCUCCAGCACCACCAAGAGGAUCAAGCAGACGCGGGCCAGCCACAACUCCAACAGGAACGACGCGGACCUGACGGCGGACUGGGAGACCCACCCCGGGGAGGAGGACAACGAGGCGGGCGCCGAGAAAAGGCACUACCACCUCCUCAUGAUGUUCACCAAAGUGGACAAGAGCCGCAGCCUGCAGGACAAGUUCAGGGUGGCCAUGUUGUCCAUGGUGAAGCACGCGCGCUUCUUGGAAGGAGAGAAGCUGCUGCUUCAUUUUGUCAGCGACCAGGCCAGUCGAGAGCUGGCGGAGAAGAUGCUCCAGGAGUUCCUCACAGAUGCCACGUUCAAGUAUGAGGUUGUGUUCCAUGAUGUGGGGGCCCUCACCCGCAGCCUGGCCCCCAUCGUGGAGGCCAUGCAGAAACACUUCAGUGCCGGCUCUGGAGCUUACUACAGCGACGCCAUCUUCUUCCUGUCUGUCGCCAUGCACCGCAUCAUGCCUGAAGCUUUGACGCACAUGGUGCAGCUCGACCUGGACCUCAAGUACCGCACCAACAUCAGGGACCUCUUCCAGGAAUUUGACCACUUCGCAGCGGGGGCGGUCAUCGGCAUCGCCAGGGAGAUGCAGCCGGUGUACAGUAUGUUGACCGGCAGACACACCUUCUGGCAGUACCGCAAGGAGAACCCGGGCACACCAGUGGGUGAGCCGCCUCCUGAGGGUCAGCCGGGCUUCAACAGCGGUGUGAUGCUCCUGCACCUGGCGGCCAUGCGGGCGUCUCCUCUCUACAACCAACUGCUGCAACCACACCAUGUGGGCAGACUGGCCCAGCACUACCACUUCAGGGGCCACCUGGGGGACCAGGACUUCUUCACCAUGGUGGGCAUGGAGCACCCACACCUCUUCUACUCGCUGCCUUGUGGCUGGAACCGACAACUCUGCACCUGGUGGAGGGAGCACGGCUACGCUGAGGUCUUCCCCUUGUACUAUCGCUGUGACACACCCGUCUUUAUUUACCACGGAAACUGUAACAGUGUCAUACCCCAUGAUUGAACACACCCGUCUUUAUUUACCACGGCAACUGUAACGGUGUCAUACCCCAUGAUUGAACACACCCGUCUUUAUU